UUCGCGCGGGCUAUUCAAUCAAUUUAUCUAUUUAUAUAUGACAUGAGAGGAAGGGGAAGUGAGAGCGUUCGAUGGCGGUGCAGGCGGCCAGGCUUACUCUGCGAAUGCAAAAGGAGGUUAAGAUGUUGCAGACCGAUCCCCCACCUGGCAUCGUCUGUGUUCAUCUUUCUUCCUCCUCCUCCCUAACCAAUCUGGAGGCUCAUCUGAAAGGGCCCGAAGGAACUGUUUAUAGCCAGGGGUUGUUCAAGAUAAAAGUGCAAGUGCCUGAUAGAUAUCCUUUCCGACCUCCCAAUGUGACUUUUAUGACACCCAUUUACCACCCCAACAUUGAUGAUGGUGGGCGCAUCUGCCUUGACAUUCUCAAUCUUCCUCCCAAGGGAGCAUGGCAACCUUCUCUGAAUAUUUCAACAAUUCUGAUGAGCAUUGGCUUGUUGUUAAGUGAGCCCAACCCAGACGAUGGCCUUGUGCGUGAGGCUAGUGCAGAGUACAAAUACAACAGGCAGGUCUUUGAGGAGAAAGCACGAUCUUGGACCCAGAGAUAUGCUUUGGAAGAGAAGUCUAGUUCUGCUAACACAAAGGCCAGCAUUGGCAAAAUGCCCCCAAUGGUCGAACAAGAAAAUCACAACCUCAAGCAGCAGAGGAAAGAGGGAGUGGAGAGCAAGAAACUGAAUGCUGUGAGCAAGAAACUGUCAUUGGAAUCGUCAUUUUCUGGGCGUUCGAAUACUGAGGAGAGCCACAAAACCCAGUUUGAGAGAAGUUUGAGCAUUGGGUUAUCAGUCAGCACUGGUUCAUCCCAACUACUGCCCUUGGCCACAAGCACUCCUGGAAUCAUUCACCAACAACCUAAAGCUAGCAACUUGAAUCAGGUUUUGCCUUUAGACUAUGACUUGGAUGCCAAAAGCCUAAACCAGAAGGUUGAGUUUACUGGUAUUAUUGUGUCGGACAGCGAAAGUGAGGAAGAUGAGCAGCCAAGUCAAGGUUGUUCCCUCCGGCAAAAUCACUUAAAGCGCAAAGUCUCUAUGAUGAACUGAAAUGAAGUGAGGAUUCAUACGAUAGUGUGUACAUUUUUGUUCGUUUUUCAAGAAACAAUGACUUUAUAACAGAUAUAUGGGUAAUAUUUUGAGAAAAAUAUGGUAUAACAUGACUUGUGUCACCCACCUAUUUCAAAUCUCAAGAAAUCUAUGAAUUUGUUUUCAUGGUUAAA
Molecule: messenger RNA, 1204 nt
Organism: Amborella trichopoda
Lineage: Eukaryota; Viridiplantae; Streptophyta; Magnoliopsida; Amborellales; Amborellaceae
Source: RefSeq, a predicted model, not a curated record